AUGGCCGCCUCAACAACCGUCCCGACUGUCACGGACAUCGAAGUCCCGGAGACACUCCUCAAGAAACGUAAGCAAAACGAACAAGUACACAAAGAGCGUCUCGAAAAAGCGGCUGCGCGUCGACAGGCGGCGAAGAAGCAGCGCAAGGUCAUCUUCAAGCGUGCCGAGGCCUAUGUCAAGGAAUACCUUUCUCGGGAGAAGGAAGAGAUUCGCUUGAAGCGUGCCGCACGCGCAGCUGGUGACUUCUAUGUCCCAGCACAGGCGAAGGUGUACUUUGUCAUUCGUAUUCGGGGUAUCAACGAGAUUGCGCCUAAGCCCCGUAAAAUCUUACAGCUCCUUCGUUUACUGCAAAUCAACAAUGGUGUGUUCGUGAAGGUGACGAAGGCGACUGAACAGAUGCUCCGACUCGUGGAGCCUUAUGUCGCUUAUGGCGAACCCAAUCUCAAAUCAGUUCGUGAGUUGAUCUACAAGCGCGGAUACGGAAAAGUCAACAAGCAACGGAUUCCUUUGACAAACAACGCCGUCAUUGAGGAAGCGCUGGUUAAGUACAACAUUUUGUCGGUGGAGGAUCUUGUGCACGAGAUUUUCACUGCGGGCCCCAACUUCAAGCAGGCAUCAAACUUCUUGUGGCCAUUCAAGCUGUCCAACCCCACUGGUGGUUGGAGGACACGCAAAUUCAAGCACUUCAUCCAGGGAGGCGACUUCGUUGGUUCAUACUAUGUGCGGCGAGCGGCUGCGCGGGAGGAGCAUCUAUGCAUACGCUCGAAUUACUGGUGA
Molecule: messenger RNA, 777 nt
Organism: Fibroporia radiculosa
Lineage: Eukaryota; Fungi; Basidiomycota; Agaricomycetes; Polyporales; Fibroporiaceae
Exons: 8
Coding region: 1-777 (258 amino acids)
Biological process (GO): maturation of LSU-rRNA from tricistronic rRNA transcript (SSU-rRNA, 5.8S rRNA, LSU-rRNA)
Cellular component (GO): cytosolic large ribosomal subunit
Molecular function (GO): structural constituent of ribosome; RNA binding
Source: RefSeq, a predicted model, not a curated record